Tachysurus fulvidraco (yellow catfish) is the source of this 6695-nucleotide messenger RNA. RefSeq names its product TRAF2 and NCK interacting kinase b (gene tnikb). Lineage: Eukaryota; Metazoa; Chordata; Actinopteri; Siluriformes; Bagridae. The transcript has 33 exons. Bases 414 to 4763 code for a protein of 1449 amino acids. The record is from RefSeq and is a predicted model, not a curated record. Gene Ontology annotation, molecular function: protein kinase activity; ATP binding. Gene Ontology annotation, biological process: protein phosphorylation.
UACAGCCCAGCCACUCCCGGUUGAACGCGCUGAUUGACGCCGUUUCACCGUGAGCUUAUUUGCGCGUCCACGCGCUCCGGUUCGCCUUCGCAAUAAAAAACACGAAAAAAGAAAAAAAAACCGUCGCGAACCAACGGUCGGAUCCUCGCGCGCCAAAUGUAGCACGGAAACCGCUCGAGCUUCUGUUAGUCGUGUGGAAGUAGAACAGAAACCGGGGUGACUGCAGCCAUCAUCCGGGGACCAGAGAGAGAGAGAGAGAGAGAGAGAGAGAGAGAGAGAGAGAGAGAGAGAGAGAAUCUGAUGUGCUGCUACUAAGUCUGAGGGAUUUCGGAUUAUUUCUGUGUCCACAUGCAGUUUCCGACAUUUAAUUUUAAUUGUGCAGUUUUUUAGCCAGAAUACAAGCGCACGGAAUCAUGAUGGCGAGCGACUCUCCGGCCCGGAGCCUGGAUGAGAUCGACCUGUCGGCACUGCGGGACCCGGCGGGAAUCUUUGAGCUGGUUGAACUUGUGGGAAAUGGAACCUAUGGCCAAGUGUACAAGGGCCGCCAUGUCAAGACAGGCCAGCUUGCUGCAAUCAAGGUCAUGGAUGUCACAGGGGAUGAGGAGGAGGAAAUUAAAGCAGAGAUCAACAUGUUGAAGAAGUAUUCUCACCAUCGUAAUAUUGCCACAUACUAUGGAGCCUUCGUCAAGAAAAACCCACCUGGCGUUGAUGACCAGCUGUGGUUGGUGAUGGAGUUUUGUGGUGCCGGCUCAGUCACAGACCUGAUAAAGAACACUAAAGGGAACUCUCUGAAGGAGGAGUGGACGGCGUACAUCUGCAGAGAAAUCCUCCGAGGUCUGACUCAUCUACACCAGCACAAAGUCAUCCACCGUGACAUUAAAGGCCAGAACGUCCUGCUGACGGAGAACGCUGAGGUCAAACUGGUGGACUUUGGUGUGAGUGCACAGUUGGACCGCACCGUGGGCAGGAGGAACACAUUUAUCGGCACGCCGUACUGGAUGGCACCAGAGGUCAUUGCCUGUGAUGAGAAUCCAGAUGCCACAUACGAUUUCAAGAGUGAUUUGUGGUCUUUAGGAAUUACUGCUAUGGAGAUGGCAGAAGGCGCUCCACCUCUGUGUGAUAUGCACCCAAUGAGAGCACUUUUCCUCAUUCCCAGAAAUCCAGCUCCUCGUCUAAAGUCUAAGAAAUGGACAAAGAAGUUCCAGUCAUUUAUUGACAGCUGCCUGGUGAAGAACCACACGCAGAGGCCCAGCACCGAGCAGCUGCUUAAACAUCCCUUCAUCAGAGACCUGCCUAACGAGCGCCAGGUCCGCAUCCAGCUCAAAGACCACAUCGACCGCACCAAGAAGAAGAGGGGAGAGCGGGAUGAGACGGAGUACGAGUACAGUGGCAGUGAGGAGGAGGAGGAGGAACGAGACAUCGGAGAACCCAGCUCCAUCAUUAACAUCCCGGGCGAGUCCACUUUGAGGCGGGACUUCCUGCGCCUACAGCUGGCCAAUAAGGAGCGCUCUGAGGCCCUGCGGCGACAACAGCUGGAACAGCAGCAGAACGACGAACACAAGCGCCAACUGCUGGCCGAGAGACAGAAGCGCAUCGAGGAGCAGAAGGAACAGAGGAGGAGGCUGGAGGAGCAACAGCGUAGGGAGAGAGAGCUACGCAAACAGCAGGAGAGAGAGCAGAGGAGACGCUACGAGGAGAUGGAGCAGAUACGGAGAGAGGAGGAAAGGAGACACGCUGAGAGGGAACAGGAGUAUAUCCGCCGUCAGCUGGAGGAAGAACAGAGGCAGUUGGAGAUUUUACAGCAGCAGCUUCUACAGGAACAGGCUCUUCUUCUGGAGUAUAAGCGGAAGCAGCUGGAGGAGCAGAGGCAGGCGGAGAGGCUUCAGAGGCAGCUCCAGCAGGAGAGAGCGUACCUGGUUUCCCUCCAACAGCAGCAGCAGCAGGAGCCUCGACCUGCCGAGAAGAAGCCGCUCUAUCACUACAAGGACUCGGUCAACCCCAGCGACAAACCCGCCUGGGCAAAAGAGGUCAUGAAACGAGCCCAAAGUAACUCCCCUCGUCUACCUACAAAGAACCAGUACCAUGAGGAGGCGCGGCUUUCGCACCUCCUCCUUCCUGACCACGCCUCCAGCCACGUCCCCUCUCGCCCCCCGUCCUACCCAGCCGCCACCCCCUCACACACCCAGAGAGAGCGGGCCGAGAUCCAGCUCAGGCAGCUGGGCAUCAACGCCAACGUCCCCAGAAUCCGGGUGUCCUGUGAGCCGGAUCUGGAUCAGAUCAGCCAGCUGCUCCCAGGGUCGGGCCAGGAGAAACGUGGGCGGAGCCCCGGACGAUCCGGAGCAUGGGACAGUGAGGUAGAGAGACAGGUGGAGGAACGUUCCAAACUAAACCGUCAGAGUUCUCCAGCUCUGCAACACAAAGUGGCUAAUCGUAUCUCAGACCCGUCGCUGCCUCCUCGCUCCGAGUCCUUCAGCAGCGGAGGCAUCCAGCAGGCUCGGACUCCGCCCAUGCACCGCUCUGUCGAGCCCCAGAUGGCUCACCUAGUCUCAGUGAAAUCUCACGGUUCCUCGAUGACGGGCUCGCAGUCUCUGCAUGAUCAGUCUUCCCAGAGCGUCUCAGCAUUCCAGGAGAGUCUGUCGCCCCACCGGCCCCCGAUGCCCCGGCAGAAUUCAGACCCCACCUCAGAGACGCCCAUGCCUCCACCUCGCAUCAACAGCCGCGAUGACAAGUUCGACCGCAGCUCCUGGCUGAGACAGGAAGAGGAAGUUCCUCCAAAAGUUCCUCAGAGGACGACCUCUAUAUCUCCUGCAUUGGUUAGAAAGAACUCACCUGGGAAUGGACCUGGAGGCCUGGGGCCGAGGCCAGGCUCUCACCUCAUCCGAGCCAGUAACCCAGACCUACGGGUCUCCGUGGAGCCCGGACUCCCCAGGACGAGCAGCGGCAGCUCCUCCAGCUCCAGUACUCCAAGCUCUCAAGGGGGCUCCAGUGAGAGGAACCGAGUGGGAGGAUCUGGGAAACCUGAGAGCUCUCCAUCCAUGUCCCAGGAGACCAAACACAAAAACCAGGAGGAGAGCAGAGAGGUGACGAGGCCCAGCCGACCUGCUGAUCUCACUGCUCUGGCCAAAGAGCUCAGAGAGUUGCGCUCGAACGAGGAGACGAACAGGCCGCCCGUCAAAGUGACCGAUUACUCGUCGUCCAGUGAGGAGUCAGAAAGCAGUGAGGAAGAGGAGGGAGAUGGUGGAGCUCAUGAUGGAACAGUGCCAGUCAGCGACAUCCCUCGCAUCAUGCCAUCAGCUGGUCAGGGUGGGAGCGAGCCGUUCGGAGCGCUGGUGGGUCCCGAGGAUUCCCAAGACGAGUCGUACGGAAACAUCUCUAAAGACAGCACACUGAUGAUGAGAGAGAUGUUUGGGGAAAGAAAGCGCUCAGGUCAUGCCGAGAGCAACGGUUUCCCUGGUAACGCCAAUCUUCCUGAUCUAGUGCAGCAAAGCCACUCCCCCUUGGCCACGCCCAGCGAAGGCCCAGGGCUCCACUCCAGUCUGCUUGGGCAGGACAUGGACUCUGUGGCUGAAUACGGGAGCGGCUCGAAAGCCUCCUUUACCCCGUUCGUGGAUCCGCGAGUGUACCAGACGUCACCCACUGAAGAGACCAGUGAGAACUCAGCAGCAGCUCUCUCCGUCGACGAGCUGCUGAGGCACGAGCAGGAACAGGAGCAGGCUCGGCUCAACGAGGCUCGGAAGAUCUCCGUCGUCAACGUCAAUCCCACCAACAUCCGGCCGCACAGCGACACGCCCGAGAUCCGCAAAUACAAGAAACGCUUCAACUCUGAGAUCCUGUGUGCUGCUCUGUGGGGUGUGAAUCUGUUGGUUGGGACUGAGAAUGGCCUGAUGUUGUUGGACCGCAGCGGUCAGGGGAAAGUCUACAACCUCAUCAACCGCCGCCGCUUUCAGCAGAUGGACGUGUUGGAGGGUCUCAACGUCCUAGUCACCAUCUCUGGCAAAAAGAACAAGUUGAGGGUUUACUACCUGUCAUGGCUCAGGAACCGGAUCCUCCACAAUGACCCUGAGGUGGAGAAGAAGCAGGGCUGGACCACAGUGGGAGAUCUGGAAGGCUGCGUUCAUUACAAAGUCGUAAAAUACGAGCGGAUCAAGUUCCUGGUGAUUGCCUUGAAGAACUCGGUAGAGAUUUACGCAUGGGCUCCGAAGCCGUAUCACAAAUUUAUGGCUUUUAAGUCCUUCACAGAUCUGCAGCACAAACCUCAGCUGGUGGAUCUGACCGUAGAGGAAGGUCAGAGGUUAAAGGUCAUCUAUGGCUCCAGCGUCGGAUUUCACGUCAUCGAUGUCGACUCGGGAAACCCGUACGAUAUCUACAUCCCAUCGCACAUUCAGGGCAGUGUCACCCCUCACGCCAUUGUGGUACUCCCCAAGACCGACGGGAUGGAGAUGCUUCUGUGUUAUGAAGAUGAGGGAGUCUAUGUGAACACAUACGGCAGAAUCACUAAAGACGUGGUGCUACAGUGGGGAGAGAUGCCCACCUCUGUUGCCUACAUCCACUCCAACCAGAUCAUGGGAUGGGGAGAGAAAGCCAUUGAGAUCCGUUCCGUGGAGACGGGACACCUCGACGGAGUUUUCAUGCACAAGCGAGCUCAGCGACUGAAGUUUCUGUCUGAGAGAAACGACAAGGUCUUCUUUGCCUCCGUCCGAUCAGGAGGCAGUAGCCAAGUUUUCUUCAUGACCUUGAACAGAAAUUCCAUGAUGAACUGGUAAACCCCGCCCACACACCUGUCCCUCCCCCCACGGGCCCCACCACUCGCCCCCUGCGUUGUGUAUCUGUUUUCUAUAUCGAUGGGGUGGGACAGAAUGACUAGAACCCACGGUGUGUGGAAUCACAGGGCUGCUUUUAAGAUUAAAUACUUUUAGAAAAUAAAUCAAUAAAACAAAAUAAUGGCCAGGAGCCGCUCCAGAGAGCCGACGUUCAUCUCACAUCCACACGAAGCUCUGGCCGCCGAGAGAAGAACAGCCACCUCCUGUACCCAGAAUUCCACACGGCUCUGACCUGCGGCUUCCUUUUUAUCAUGAUGAUGCAGUUUUUGGAGAAGAACAGAGAUGGACAGAACUGACGGCCAAAAAUCAAGAAAAUUAAUGAUAUUGUAACUGUUUAGUCACUUUUAUCACAAUAAUUUAUUGCUGUUGGUUCAACAAAACAAUUCUAUGGAAAGGUGUGUGUGUGUGUGUGUGUGUGUGUGUGUGUGUGUGUGUGUGUGUGUGUGUGUGUGUGUGUGUGUGUUUCUUUCAUGUUCUGUUCUUGCAUUUCAUCACACUGUAACUGUACAAAAGUCUGUGAGGUUUCUAUGUUUGCAAAAUAUGUGCAAGUGUGUGCAUGUGAGAGUGCGUGUGCGCGCACGUGUGUGUGCGCGCACGUGUGUGUGCGCGCACGUGUGUGUGUGUGUGUGUGUGUGUGUGUGUGCCCUCACUAUCCAUCUAUAUAAAACAUCAGACGAUAGUUAAGUCUGGUCUGAAUGUGCGGAUGUUUUAUGCAGAAGGUUAAAGCCGAAUUCUAGGAAAUUAUUUGUAAAUUAAAUUAAAGCUCAGUUUCUCUUCAUAAACAAUCGACACGUGAUGAUGGAGUUUCGCCUUUUACACGUUGUUGCUUCAGGGCAAUAAAGAGCAGGAGAUCUGGGUUCUGACGUGUGGGUGGACUGCGGGUUUUAGCUCAAACCUGAACCUCCAGUCUGAAACUUUCAGAGCUGUGUUCGAGGUUUAUGUGAGUUUUUUUUUAAGAUAAUCCUUUAAUAAAUCUGCUCACACAACACACAGGGGAUUCUGUUCUUUUUUCUCAGAUUGUGAUGACAUUCAGCGCAUUGAGCUUCCUCUAAACCUACCUCAUUACUUCCUCCAGUCAAGUUUAUAUUCAACCAUAACGUCAUUAUUAAUCAAACUUUCACUAGAAUUCAGACAAAGGCACAGGAGGAAUCUCAAUUUUAUAAUAGACAUUUUAUUAUAAAUAAUUUUUUUUUUGCAUCCUGAUCAUUUAUUUAUUUUUUUAAUCAUCCCCCCCCCCCCCCACACACACAAUUAACUGUCACUAGAUUCAAGAUAAAAAUUAAGCGAUUCAGUUAAAUCUGUCAGGAUAAAUUUCAUACUCAAAUACGACUUGAAUGUUUAUAAUUCUUACAAAUUCACAAGAAAAAAAAGUGAAAGUUUAACACCUGUAAUAAAUUCAGCAAAACUUUCUUCACUGGUGCAUUUUAUUAGGAUGUUUUGGUGCUCUAGUGCCGAAUCGUUUAGAAGAAUCAUGGUGCAGAAAACAAAACGAUUCUUUUCACUUAAACUCAGAUAAUUGAAAUUAAGCUUGAUAAAUGUAAUAAAGUCGAAUAUCAAAUUGAGUAUGUGCACGAGUGUGCACGAGUGUGCACGAGUGUGAACGAGUGUGAACGAGUGUGUACGAGUGUGUACGAGUGUGUAGACUGCAGAUUAGAGACUUUUAGUUUCAGCAAAAUCUCCGAGACGUUUUAAUUCUGAAAUAGACCACCUGUGUGUGUGUGUGUGUGUGUGUGUGUGUGUGUGUGUGUGUGUGUGUGUGUGUGUGUGUGUGUGUGUGUGUGUGUGUGUGUUUCUGCAUGUCUGUAGCUUUACAUUGGGGAUUUCACCACCAGUUUGUUCUUCACUCGAGCAUAAAAAUGUGAAUUGAAGUUAAAA